Molecule: messenger RNA, 5238 nt
Organism: Pseudoliparis swirei
Lineage: Eukaryota; Metazoa; Chordata; Actinopteri; Perciformes; Liparidae
Product: kiaa0895l
Exons: 7
Coding region: 1647-3170 (507 amino acids)
Source: RefSeq, a predicted model, not a curated record
CAUUUAUACAUUCUUCUAUACAAUGGUGCUGCAACUCAGCAGUUAUUUAGCAGUUUUCUUCCAUAUGGAACAUUAAUACAUCUUCAUCCUAAACAGAAUGUUUAACCCUCCUGUUACCUUUCGGGUCAAUUUGACCCCAUUCAAUGUUUAAUGUCGGUGUUCUUUGGGGUCAAUUUGACCCCAGGCUGUUUUUCACUGUGUCAAACAUAUCAGAAAUAUCAACUUUUUUAUUUAUUUAAAGGGCUAUUUAGGUAGUCAACAAACAAACAUAAAGUACCUCACACUUAAACUUGGGAAGCAAUAUUAAUUCUAAUAAUUUUCUGGAGGUUUUAAUUGCUGGGGUCAAAUUGACCCCGAGGGUAAAAUAUGUUCGUAAAUGUAAAGGUAACAGGAGGGUUAAACAGAGCAUGUUUCUCUUGUUUGUCAACCAUUAACUCCACCAUGAUACAAUCUAAAGGUGGACAGAUUGACAAGUGACUUUUUUUUGCUCGGUCCCGAUGCGCGCGCACGGAGCUCUGUGGCGCGCCAGACGGAGAUCGAUAAGUGUUAACGCAACGCGAAGAGACAGAAAUGACAUGCUGCUGUGGAGAUACGAUCAACAACAGACGUUUAGUUUAAUAAAAGAACAAAGACGUGCUCUAGAGAACAUGUCAGGGGGCGGGCCAAUCUUUUUAAUGUCAUGCGAUCUACCGACACUACGCCGCGAUCGACUGGCAGGUCGCGAUCGACGUGUUGAGACCCUGAUCUACAGGAAGUAAAAGUCGUAACAAGGUUUCCGGAGGUGAACCUGCGGAAGGAUCAUUACCGAUGAACAGACCGUCUGCAUGAGAGCGGACAGAGUUCAGGUUGAAGUGGUGGAUUGGAAGCUCAUUUUGCAAGUGACUUUUUUUUCGUCCCAACGACCAACAACAGACGGAUUGGAAGCUCAUUCUGCGCAUGCGUUAAAUGCGUAAAAAAAAAAAAACUAGUUAAACCUGUAAUUGGAUUAGAAUAUAGAAUAGAAUAGAAUAUACACUUUUAUUAAUCCCCAAGGGGAAAUUAGUUCUCUGCAUUUAACCCAUCCUUAGUUAUUAAGGAGCAGUGGGCUGCGGUGAAGCGCCCGGGAAGCAACUGGGGGUUCAGUGCCUUGCUCAAGGACACUUCGACUUGCAACUAAUGGGGAGAGCGGGGAUCGAACCCACAACCCUGCGGUUGCAGGACGGCCCUCUUACCCCACUGAGCUAAAGCCGCCAAGAGAACUGAGUUAACGCGUUAUUUUUCACAGCACUAAUAUAAAUAUGUAUUUAUAUAUAAAUAUCGACAUAUACAGACAAUGCGCAUAAAAGGACAUCGCGGGCUCCCGUCCUUUCCUCGGGUCCUACGUCAUGACGCAAGGGGAGCGUCGCGCGCGCCGUGGCGUUACGUCGCGCGUCAUAACUUCCAACACAACCGCCGCUUCCUGGCCGGCCCCGGCAGGCGCCUCAGGCCCGCUCAGCAGAGAACCGUUACCCGCUCGUCAUCAUCACCAUCAUCAUCAUCUCCACCGGGCCGCGAGGAGCCGCCGCCGCCGGUAUGUGAGUGAAUGAACCGGCCGGAAUCGAGGAGGAAGUCCCGGGACGGAGCUGCUCGCGGCGGGCCGGAGACACCGAGGCGUCGCGGCCGUGGUGAUGGUGUUGGACUCGGGGGAAGUCUUCAUGGAUCCGGUCGAGGGUGAGCGCGUCCCGGUGGAGUCGGGCGUGCGGGCGCCCAAAGCCGCCGCGUCCAGGAGGAGCGACAUUGCGAAGAAGGAGAAGGCGUCCCACAAUGGACUUCCGGCCGUGGCGAGCAGCGGCCAGGCGGCGCCGAGGAGGCCGUCUGCGGCGCCGCCGAGCGGCGGGGCCGCGCCCAGGCGACCCCUCCGCCGGCCCCUCAGCCUGGAUAUGACCCCCCGGCGCCUGCGGUGUCCUGAGGAGCCGCCGGCGGACGGGCGGGUCGCGCGGCCGCCCUGGCGGAGCGGCCCGGCCGCCCCGGCGCCCCCGACCCGCGGCUCGACCGGCCCGGGCGGCUGGUUGCGCCGCAGCGAGAGCACCCGCUCCGUCAACUACCCCCCGGGGCUCCGGGUCGGCGGGGGCCACAUGAGACCCGCCACCUCCCUGCCGCACAUAGCGGGGAGGGAGGCGGGCCGCUCGCCGCCCGCCCCCCCCAGGGCCUGUCUGCUCGUGGCCCUGCGGCCCCUGAACCUGGACCGGGAGAAGCGGACCUUCUUCCAGUCCGACUACAAGUACGAGCCCCAGUUCGAGUACGAGCAGCCGGAGCCCCGGAGCGUGUUGGACAAGUACCAGGAGGGAUCAGGACUCUUCCUGGAGCAGGCGGUGGGGAUCAUGGAGUGCGUCCUGAAGAAGUUCGACUCCUACGAGAACUUCGAGGCGGUGACGGGCGGCAGCGUUCUCCCUAAGAGUCAAGUGUGGGCCGCCGUACGCAAAUACCUGCAGAAAGAAGGCUGCGUGGGGGAGGUCGUGGUGCGUCUGUCUGACGAGCUGCUGUCCCAGGCGGUCAUGGUGGUGGAGAGCUGUCGCCCCACGCUGACCAUCAACCUGGCCGGCGCUCGGCAGCACUGGCUGGAGGGGAUGCUGCGGCACGAGAUCGGCACACAUUACCUGCGCGGGGUGAACAACAACCUGCAGCCGUGGAGCUCCGCCGACGGCAGGAAGCGGUUCGGCCUGCAGCCGGCCAACCCCACGGAGGAGGGGCUGGCCAGCCUGCACAGCGUGCUGCUGCGCCGCCAGCCGCACCUGUGGCGCGCGGCGCUGCUCUACUACACCGUGUACCACGCCGGCAGCAUGAGCUUCGGACGGCUGUUCGGACACAUCGGCCGCUUCGUCCAGGACCCCGACGUCCGCUGGGAGUACUGCCUGAGGGCCAAGAGGGGCCAGACGGACACCUCGCAGCCAGGGUGCUUCAGUAAAGAUCAGGUCUACCUGGACGGGAUCCUCCGAAUCCUCCGACACCGACGGACCAUCGACUUCAAGAUGUUGACUUCUUUAGGCAAAGUGUCUUUCGAGGACGUGGAGAUGCUGCGUCCUCUGGCGGUUCUCCCGCGGACCAGAAUCCCUCACUUCAUGCGAGACCAGGUGCGCUACGCGCAGCACCUGGAACACAUCGUGUCCGUCAACGACCUGGACGACUCUGCGCUGGAACACCUGCUGCCCUGAACCCAAGAAGAGGAGGUGGAGCCACACAGACUGUCCAUGUGGUGCAUUUAAUAUACUUCAUUUUUUUUACCCAGUAUUAUCAACGCUUUAUUUGAGCAACUUUCUUUUUUGUAAAACUUGAAUGAUACGAACAAAAAGGGACGUACACACUGACACCUCUAUCUCCUUUGUUUUCACUCUUGUCCAAUGCAUGACGCCCCCCCCCCCCUUUGCUACUACUAUGAAGUUACCUCAAUACUGCAACUCCACGAUGUAACCGACGUAAUAUAUGUAUCUCGUACAUAAUCACUGCAUCCAGCGCACUAACGCGUGGCGUGCGGAUUUAAAUAUGCUUUAUUUAUGCAAUUAUUUAAGUUUUUUUUUUACUUUGAGAGCGCAAACUGAAUGUCUCUGGUAUCAGCUUUAUACAUUUUUUUAUUCUAUUUUAGACUAUAUUGUUUUUAUGCCUUUAGAUUGUUUGCAUUGAAAUAAAUAAAAAAAGGACACCAAGGACACACAUUUAAAAACAAAAACCCGGGGGAGUGAAGCUCAGACUGCCCGGGGGUAUCAGUGUUAUCAGACGAUGAUCAGCUGAGUUACGGUCUUAAUUGUCCUUGGUGGUCUUUUCUUUUCACAUCUUGACGCUACUGUGAUGUGAAGCCCCGCCCCCACGCGCCGCAGAAGGCAAACGUUCUCACGCUACGUUAAAGGAACAUCUUUGUUGCAGAAAGUUAGAUGAGAUUUAUAUAAUUCUCGUGUAAAAAACAAAACACCAACGUUAGCAUGUCCGGCUACUAACGGGCCGUUAGCUCCUAACUCCUUCAGGGUUUCGAUGUCGUAAAAAAAAAAUAGGACAACGGACAUUAAAAGCGUAGUUCAGAAAAGAGAAACAUUCGGUAGAGAACUAGAAACCUUUGUUAGAAUAAACAGUCUGAACAUACGUUUCCUACGUGGUUUCCACCAAUUCGCGGUGCUAACGUUAGCUCAAUUAGUCACAGCCUGAUGCCAUCUGCUAACGGAAGUUGUCUUUUCAGUUGGCGACAAUGAGGCUAACAUCUGAGAAGCUGCUUUUGUCGAAGUUUCCUACUUUUAUUUACUGUCUUUAUUUUUGACAUCUUCUACGUGGUUUCCACCAAUUCCCCGCACUAACGUUAGCUUAACUAGUCACAACCUGACGACCAUCUGCCAACCGAAGUUGUCUUUUCCGUUAGCGACAAUGAGUCGCCGGCUAACAUCUUAGAAGCUGCUUUUGUCGGAAGUUUCCUACUUUUAUUUACUUUCUUUAUUUCAUUUUAUCUUGUACGUGGUUUCCACCAAUGCACGGUGCUAACGUUAGCUCAAUUCGCUAGCGAGUCACAGCCUAACGCCAUCUGCUAACGGAAGUCGUCUUUUCAGUUCGCGACAAUGAGGCUAACAUCUGAGAAGCUGCUUUUGUCUGAAAUCAAAAAGAAUUGCGACGGUAAUCUUUUUAAAAAUUGUGCGAUAAUGUUAAGCUAACGUAACAGAUAGCGCAUUUCCAGUCUUAAUGCUAAGCUAAGUUGACCAGUAUCGCAUUCUUCUCAUCUAACUCCCUGCAACAAAGCAAUUCAGUGAAUUUUCCUAAAAUGUCGAGCUAUUCCUUUAACGCGUAGAUUAACUGCCAAAGUAGAAUUUGUGGGCGGAGUCACGGGCCGAGGGGGAGGGGGGAUGUCGUUAGCGUGCCUUCGAUGGGUGUAGCGCUCAUCCGCUGGAGCUUUCCGUGUGUUUGUCGGCUGCUUUUUACCGCGUUGAACAUUUAAAACCUUCAGCUGUCCGGUCGGGGGCUUUCACUUUGCGACAGUAUUGAAUCAGGAUCAAACGUAACAACAAAAAACAACUUGACCAAAAUGUGAAUCCUCCUCCUGUGAUUAUGAAAAUGUUGAAUUAGAUCGAUAUGAAAUUGAUUCUGCUGUUUACAAUUUAAGCCGUUUGGAAAGCAGAUGUAGGUUGUUUUUUUAAUUUGGAGCAUGUGGUCCUCAUCGAAACCUCCGGCCUGGACCGGCCUCGACCUCCAGGGCGGGAAAACACCUCGAGGUUCCCGUUCAUUUAUUAAAAAGUACACACACUUGAA